Molecule: messenger RNA, 2708 nt
Organism: Chroicocephalus ridibundus (black-headed gull)
Lineage: Eukaryota; Metazoa; Chordata; Aves; Charadriiformes; Laridae
Gene: DDX1
Product: DEAD-box helicase 1
Exons: 26
Coding region: 118-2340 (740 amino acids)
Biological process (GO): rRNA processing
Cellular component (GO): nucleolus
Molecular function (GO): protein binding; RNA helicase activity; RNA binding
Source: RefSeq, a predicted model, not a curated record
AAAUGGGCCGGGGUCGGAACGCGUCGCGGCGCCUCCCGCUCCCAGCCGGCGCCAUAAAGUCGCGGACGGGCCGAGCGCUUGCGCUGUGCGGUGGUUGGCGGUGUUUGUGGUGCGAAGAUGGCGGCCUUUUCGGAAAUGGGUGUUAUGCCUGAGAUAGCUCAAGCAGUGGAGGAGAUGGACUGGCUUCUUCCUACGGAUAUCCAAGCAGAAUCCAUCCCACUGAUCCUGGGAGGUGGUGAUGUACUUAUGGCUGCUGAAACAGGGAGUGGAAAAACUGGUGCUUUUAGCAUUCCAGUUAUCCAGAUUGUUUAUGAAACACUGAAGGACCAGAUGGAAGGCAAGAAAGGGAAAGCAACUAUUAAAACUGGUGGGGCAGUGCUGAAUAAAUGGCAAAUGAACCCGUAUGAUAGAGGAUCAGCUUUUGCAAUUGGAUCAGAUGGUUUGUGUUGUCAAAGCAGAGAAGUAAAAGAAUGGCACGGAUGCAGAGCAACUAGAGGCGUGACUAAAGGGAAAUACUACUAUGAAGUUUCCUGCCAUGACCAAGGCCUGUGCAGAGUUGGUUGGUCAACUAUGCAGGCUUCACUAGAUUUGGGCACUGAUAAAUUUGGCUUUGGCUUUGGUGGCACUGGUAAGAAGUCUCACAACAAGCAGUUUGACAGCUAUGGUGAGGAAUUCACUAUGCAUGAUACAAUUGGGUGUUAUCUAGACAUAGAUAAAGGACAAAUAAAAUUUUCCAAAAAUGGGAAGGACCUUGGUCUUGCGUUUGAAAUCCCACCACACAUAAGGAACCAAGCACUUUUUGCAGCUUGUGUACUGAAGAAUGCUGAGUUGAAAUUCAAUUUUGGCGAAGAAGACUUCAAGUUUCCACCAAAAGAUGGCUAUAUUGGUCUUUGCAAGGCUCCUGAUGGUAGUGUUGUAAAAUCACAACACUCGGGAAAUGCACAAGUGGUUCAAACACAGAAUCUUCCAAAUGCUCCAAAAGCAUUGAUUGUAGAACCCUCAAGAGAGCUGGCAGAACAAACUUUGAACAAUGUGAAGCAGUUCAAAAAAUAUGUUGAUAAUCCCAAACUAAGGGAACUGUUGAUUAUUGGUGGAGUUGCUGCAAGAGAUCAGCUGUCUGUACUGGAACAAGGAGUGGAUAUUGUUGUUGGAACUCCUGGAAGACUGGAUGACCUAGUCUCAACAGGAAAGCUUAAUUUAUCUCAAGUUAGAUUCCUGGUUCUGGAUGAAGCUGAUGGCCUUCUCCUCCAAGGUUAUUCAGAUUUCAUAAACAGGAUCCACAGUCAGAUUCCUCAGAUAACUUCGGAUGGAAAGAGACUUCAGGUGAUUGUGUGCUCUGCAACACUACAUUCUUUCGAUGUGAAAAAACUAUCUGAAAAGAUCAUGCAUUUUCCCACCUGGGUUGAUCUGAAAGGAGAAGAUUCUGUACCUGAAACUGUACACCAUGUAGUUGUGCCUGUAAAUCCAAAAGCUGACAAACUCUGGGAAAGGCUCGGCAAGAAUCAUAUCAGAACUGAUGAAGUACAUGCAAAAGACAAUACACGACCUGGUGCUAACACUCCAGAAAUGUGGUCUGAAGCUAUUAAAAUUCUAAAAGGAGAAUACACUGUUCGGGCAAUCAAAGAACACAAGAUGGACCAAGCCAUUAUUUUCUGCAGGACUAAAAUUGAUUGUGAUAAUAUGGAGCAGUACUUCAUCCAGCAGGGCGGAGGCCCUGAUAGGAAGGGACAUCAGUUCUCAUGUGUCUGCCUGCAUGGUGACAGAAAACCUCAAGAAAGAAAGCAAAACCUGGAAAGAUUUAAGAGAGGAGAUGUCCGUUUCUUGAUCUGCACGGAUGUUGCUGCUAGAGGAAUUGAUAUUCACGGUGUCCCGUAUGUUAUCAAUGUCACACUCCCUGAUGAAAAACAGAACUAUGUUCAUCGAAUUGGGAGAGUAGGCAGAGCUGAGAGGAUGGGUUUGGCAAUCUCCCUUGUGGCAAAAGAGAAAGAAAAGGUUUGGUAUCAUGUAUGCAGUAGUCGUGGAAAAGGGUGCUAUAAUACUAGACUGAAGGAAGAAGGAGGUUGUACCAUAUGGUACAAUGAGAUGCAGUUGCUGGGGGAGAUUGAAGAACACUUAAACUGCACUAUUGCCCAAGUUGAACCAGACAUAAAAGUACCAGUAGAUGAUUUUGAUGGGAAAGUUACAUAUGGGCAGAAAAGAGCUCUGGGUGGUGGACUGUAUAAAGGCCAUGUGGAUAUUCUGGCACCUACAGUACAAGAGUUGGCUGCCCUUGAAAAGGAGGCUCAGACAUCUUUCUUGCAUCUUGGCUAUCUUCCUAACCAGCUGUUCAGAACAUUCUGAUUGCACCACACUUGAGACAAGGCUUGAGUUAAUAAAUGCUCUACCCUGCAAAUACAAAAAUCCCAUACCGUCUCUGAGUAGCAGUAGUUAGAAAAGGAUUAAAAUUAAAUAUACUUCUUGCAUGAUGAACAGUAUGUUCAACACAUUGUUAACUCUGUAUUAGCUGUUGUCUUGAUAAAAUAAAACAAGUCAAAGAUGAAAUGGUUUCUUUUGCUCUUCUUCUGCCUUGCUUUGAGGAUUAAUUUGUGGAGUUGUUCUUUGCAUAGCCUUUUGAUUUGUUGAAAAUACAAGUGUAAUUAAGCAAAUCUGGAAGAAUAAGAGUUUAAUUCAUUUCUUUGGAGAACAUAUAUUAAAAUUAUUUAACUAGC